CAUUAUCCCUGGACUAGGCCGGGACGGCGUUAUCCGAGAGCUCUGAAGGCUGCGCUGCUCAUCAGAGAGCUGGAAGAAUCGGCGGCGCACAUGGAGGCGCAGCCGCGGGAGAUCGACGCGCAUCCUUCUCCAUCUUCCUCGGCGUCGGCGGCCGCUGCUUCCUCGUCCUCGUCGCUCACGGAGAGCGCCAUCGUGCAAAUAAUGGCCAACAGGACAUGUUCUUCUUCUGUCUCCUCACUCUUUGCUUUAUCUCGGCCGCAAGGAUGGGCAGAGCUCCCGGACGACCUGCUCCGACCCGUUGUCGCUUUACUACGCUCGUUCCGCGACCUCCUCGCCUUCGGUACCACUUGUCGUCAUUGGUGCGAUCUCUUCUCAGCGCACAGGUCCUCUGUCCAGCCUCUGCUCCUCCACCCCAAUCUCCGUAACGACGGUGGACAGUCUCUCUCGCAUAACUGUUGGACCUUAUUCCACAAAUGCACAUGGAGAUUGGCUGAUCCUGCUGCCACCUCAUCCUAUCGCAGUUUUCUUUCCUUGAGUGACCUCAGAAGCAUGACCUUUCUGUGCUGCUCCUACGGUCAGCUCAUCUUCUAUGACAACAAUGGGUUCCAUAUUGUUAAUCCAUUCAGUGGCACUAAGGUUGGUCCUCCUUUCCUCCAGUCAGUUCACUUCACUUGCAUCAGCUAUGUCACCUUAACUGCCCCUGUUGCAUCCGCUGAUUCGCAUCUCCUUGUCGGUGCUGGAGCCUAUCUGUUCCUGUGGCGCAUCGGGGGCGACUCUUGGACAAAACACAGUCCUAAAGUUGGUAGUUUUUCGACUGAACAAAAUGUGGCCUUCAAAGGCAAGACAUAUGCCCUAGGGUCUUUCGAGUGGUUCUACAUCAUUCACUUGUCACCUAGUCUCAUUAUUCAGAAGUUUAAAGUUGUGUUUGAGGAAGAUAUAACCGAAGAUCUCUAUUCAACAAAUGAAAAAUCAUGGCUAGUGGUCUGUGGUGACGUGCUUCUCUUGAUCAAACUUGUGGAGGCGGGGAGAAGGAUGCGCUCGGAGGCCUUCCAGUUCAUGGCCUUCAAGCUUGAGUCAGUGGACACCAUGACCAAGAAGGCAAGGUGGGUGAAGGUGAACGAGUUAGAUAACUGGGACAUCUUUAUCAGCGUUGACGAGCGGUGUGAGGCGUUGCCGUGCAUGAACCCGAAGGGAUGGGGAGGGAGGAGCAACCACAUAUACUUCCCGAGUUAUCAGUCUGAAAAACCUUGGGCUGUAGUGCAACUAUGGCAAAAAUGUUAUUAUCAUUCGACACAGCUCUUCAACACUGGAAGACGGUACCUGAAAUUGGAGUCAACCUGGGUCUUCCCCGCGCGUUUCCUCGUUCCGUCCUGCGAUGAUCUUACGGCCGUGAGUGCGGUUGGUGAUUAGCUUCUGAUACAGCUUUGGUGGGAGGAUUCUACCAUGUUGCAGUUGCAGGAUGAGUGGUUCACCGAAUGUUCUUGACGUGUUUCGAAACUUGCAUUACAAACAGAAGUUUAAAUUAAGUUAUCAGAUUAUGUACUUUCCUCUUUUUUCUGCGGCAAUUACAAGGGACCCAUAUGUUUUAUUUCUCAUUUAUUACAGAUUGUGGAGUUUUCUUGUACCUGGGCACUUGAUAACAUGGGCUAGGUCUGUAACUUCCUUUUCAUACAUAGAUAGCUAAGAGUAAUUGUACUAUGGUUGUUGAUUA
Triticum urartu is the source of this 1711-nucleotide messenger RNA. The record is from RefSeq and is a predicted model, not a curated record. NCBI's taxonomy places the organism in Eukaryota, Viridiplantae, Streptophyta, Magnoliopsida, Poales, Poaceae.